Seriola aureovittata is the source of this 8962-nucleotide messenger RNA. RefSeq names its product neurabin-2-like. Gene Ontology annotation, biological process: calcium-mediated signaling; neuron projection development; actin filament organization. The record is from RefSeq and is a predicted model, not a curated record. Gene Ontology annotation, cellular component: dendrite; postsynaptic density; actin cytoskeleton. NCBI's taxonomy places the organism in Eukaryota, Metazoa, Chordata, Actinopteri, Carangiformes, Carangidae. The transcript is spliced from 15 exons. Gene Ontology annotation, molecular function: actin filament binding. Bases 196 to 2844 code for a protein of 882 amino acids.
GAGGCAUUCAGUCUGUUCACUCGCAGCAGCAGCAGCAGCAGGACAAUGGGCUGUAUCCACCACGGAUCGUAACGGGCGCCGGGCUGUUUCCGACCAACUGCAAUAUAAGGAGGUGAAUGUCAAACAGCUCCAGGAUGCUGCCGUCCUCAUCCCUGCUGACCUGCUGUUCAUCAGGGGGGAUCUGAUUUACCAAACAUGAUGAAGACUGAGCCCCCGUCGGCCACGGGGAGCAACGGGGCGUCGGGUGGGAGCAGCGGGGGAAGCGGGAGCUCGAACCUGCGGAGUCCCUCACCCCACCGCAAUGCCUACGAGGCGGGGCUGGCGGCGCUGAAGAAGGCCACCGACCACCUCAACAAUGCCGCGAACGGAGGCUCUGAGCCCGCCUCAAAGCCCGCCCCGCUGCCCCGCCCGACCGGGAGGGGCAGGAGAUAUGGAUCAAACGUUCACCGCAUCAAGAACAUGUUCAUGCAGAUGCAGUCUCCUGGUGAUGAGGAAGACGGAGCCAAAAUGAUUGGUAAAGAGCAGGCGGUUAAACUGUCUCUGCCGAGAGCAUCCAGCCUCAACGAGAACGUCGACCACAGCGCCCUGCUCAAACUCGGGGGCACGGUCUCAGAGAGGGUCAACCGGUUUGACUCUAAGGCAGGUGGGGAGGGCGGAUGCUCCGCCAUGGGUCUCUCCAAACUGCAGGAGACCAGGAGGAUCUUUGAGCAGCGGACUCUACAGGAGAAGCAAGCGGCCACUAACCGGAUCCUCCUGAAGAAGGAGCGGGCGUCAGGCUUCCAGGGCAGCCGUCUAGACGUUGUGGCUCGCUUUAAUGGCUCCACUGAGGCUCUGGACCGGCUGGACGACCCGCCUGCUCCUAUUCCCGCUCCCACUCCCCCUACUCUUCCUGCUGCUGCGGCUUCAGUCGGGCCCGGUGAGGCCGUCAGCCCCACUGUGAGCCAGCUCAGUGCCGUGUUUGAGAAGGGCGAACUGCAAAACAAUCUCUACCUCCCCCAGCGUCGGUCAGCCCCUGCCCUAGCACCAAAGCCCAAACCUCCAGCCAGAGGGGAGGCUGUCAGCAGGAAGGCGAAGGUGUUGCCGCCAGGUAAGGACCCCGAGGUGGAGACAGCAGGAGGUGUGAGCACACAAGGAGCAGAGCUACCAGAGAUGACAGGCUCUCUGCAGAGGAGCGUAGAGGGAGUGGUGGCCAGCGAGGAGAAGGAAGCGUUCGGACAGUCAGGAGACCAGCUGUCCAACUCCUCCUACUCCUCGUCAUCCUCAGUGGCCGUCACUUCCUCCUCUUCCUCUUCAGAGGCCAAGCCGGAGUCGGAAGCCCAGCCAACAGCGACUGAGGCCAGGGGCUCGAGUACAGUGGCCGCCCCUGAACGUGAGCCGCAAGCUGGCGAGCAGGACGACUCCACCGGGGGGUCUGAGGCCGGGUCCAGGCUGGUGCAGGCGGAGGUUCACGCCUCGUUGGAAAACGGAGAAAAAGAACCUCCAGGUUCCUCUCCCUCGGAGGAGGACAAAGGAGAGGAAGAGGAGGACGAGAAUGAUGAUGAUGGCUCGAGGAAGGAGGAUUACUCGGAGGGGGAUCUGGUGGAUAUCAGUGCGUACAGCGGGCUUGGGGAGGAGGACUCUGGAGGGAGCCAACUGGACGACGAGGAGGAUGAGGAAGAUGAGGAGGCGUAUCAGCCGGAGACCAGCUGCUCUGAGAUUGCCGGCCUCCCUGAGGAAGAGGAGCCACCGCCGUCCAAUAGGAAGAUUCAAUUUAGCACUGAGCCAAUCAAGGUCUUUACCACCUACUCUAACGAAGACUAUGAUCGACGUAACGAUGAUGUCGACCCCAUGGCGGCCUCGGCCGAGUACGAGCUGGAGAAGAGAGUCGAGAAGCUGGACCUGUUUCCCGUUGAGCUGGAGAAAGACAGUGAUGGUCUGGGUAUCAGUAUCAUAGGUAUGGGUGCAGGAGCUGACAUGGGUCUGGAGAAACUGGGGAUCUUCGUUAAGACGGUCACCGAGGGUGGAGCUGCGCAGAGAGACGGCAGGAUCCAGGUGAAUGAUCUGAUAGUGGAGGUUGAUGGGACCAGCCUCGUCGGCGUCACUCAGAGCUUUGCUGCUUCCGUCCUCCGCAACACCACCGGCACUGUCAGGUUUGUGAUUGGCCGAGAGAAGCCGGGGGAGCAGAGCGAAGUGGCUCAGCUGAUCCAGCAGACUCUGGAACAGGAGAGAUGGCAGAGAGAGAUGAUGGAGCAGAGAUACAAACAGUACAUGGACGAUGAUGAAGAGACGGGUGAAUAUGCGACAGACGAAGAGGAGGAGAUGAGUCCUGUGUUUCCAAACUCCAUUGAGGUUUUCGACCUGGCGGAGAACCAGGAAAUGUUGUCUCCUGUGGAGCUGGACCCCGAGAAGCUGGCCCACAAAUUCAAGGAGCUCCAGAUUAAACAUGCAGUAACCCAGGCGGAGAUCCAGCUGCUAAAGAGAAAGCUGGCUCACGCAGAGCAGGAUAAGUUGCGUUGGCGGAUGGAGCGCGCUCAGUUGGAGCAAAACAUCCGGGACAGUAAAGAGAGGAUGGAGAAACUGGAGGGCUACUGGAUGGAGGCACAGUCCCUGUGUAAGGCGGUGGAUGAACACCUGAAAGAAACCCAGGCUCAGUACCAAACCCUCGAGAGGAAAUACAGCAAAGCCAAGAGACUGAUCAAAGAAUACCAGCAGAAGGAGAUCGAGUACCUGAAGAAGGAGACAGCACAGCGUCGGGCGCAAGAAGAGAGCGAGGCAACACACAAAGAAGAGACGGACAACCUGCAGGAAAAGAUUACAGACUUGGAGACCAAAGUGGAUGCCCUGAAGACUCCCAAACCCUCCUAGACUGCUGCUACUUCCUACCUCCUUUCUGUGACUCAAAGAGGAGGAGCUCUGCCUUCAUUCUGACCGGGGCUGUAUUUUAUUCCAAUCAACCAUUUACUGCACAGACAGGGAACGGCGGGGGAAAACUAAAAGAAUAUCAAGGAUGACAACUGUAAGAGAGAGAGGACGAGGAGGGUGACAUACAAAGAGGAAAAGCAAUCCCUCAUCUACCAUUUGCCAGCAGCUUAGAGCUCCGUCAGUCAAUAACCAAUCCCAGAAUGCACCUUCUGUAAUACCCAGAAUCCUCCUUGUGUGUCUUCCUGGCAACCGGCUUGGCAAUCAACACGGAAACCACAUUCAACAACUCGUACAUCAUUUAUGGAUGAUCUGUUUUCACUUCUCCUCUCCUCAUUAACUGUAUUGUACCAGGACUCUGCGAUUGAUUCAGAUUUAUUUUAAAAAAAGCGCUUUUAAUAAACAGGCUUGUCACAAAGUGCUUUAUAGAGUGACAGAGGGGACAAAUGCAGAAUAAAUGGGAACAAAACAAGAAAGGACGAAGGUCAUUUUGUUGUCGUACUUCUUUUGAACUGCGUGGUCGUUGAACCAUCUCUUAAAUUUUUUUUGGGACUGGACUGGAUUCUUACGAAGAGGACAAACGUGUUUUUCUGUUACAUGGCGUUGGGUCAUUUCGAAAUCAAGAACUAAGUGUCCACCUCAUUUUUAAAGACACAACUCUUAUUCUGAAGUGGAACCUCUGUAGUGAUGACACACCAUGACAAAAACUAACUUUGAAAAGGAAAUAGCCACCACACUAUGAAAACUAUGAAACAAAAUGGCCGACAAAUUUCUGAUGAGUGGCAAAAACUGGUAAAUAACAGAAGAACGCCCCGCCCCCAGCCUUUGUUUUAUCUUUUCCAGUCUAAUUCUCUGCGAGUGAUGGAAGGAAUCAGGCAGAAGCGUGCAUUUCAGGUCUGAACUGGUGGCAUACUGUUUGUAUAUAUUCUAUACAUGUAUUUAAAAGUGUUUAAAUGGCUUAAGCAAUUAAGUGGGUCUGAUAGCGGUGAGUAAAGCGGUGCAGUGAGGGAGUGGUAACGUCUUGCUGUGGAAGGUUGAGUGGUUCAGUAGCCCAGUUUCAGUCUGUUUCAUCUCUUCUCUCUCAACAUCAGUGGCAGACAGGGUGUGAAUAGUCUAAUAUGUGCUUAUAGAGCUUCUAAUGGUGUAUAUUUGUUGGUGUUUACUACAGUAUCUGUGGGUUUACAUGCAUUCCAACAUCCUGUUAUUCGGGAUAGUCAUGUACUAUAUUCUUGAGUUGGUGCAGGGAAACGUUGCGUUCUGUUUUCAGAAAUUUGCUCUUAUCCAGAUCACAAAAAAAAAUGAAUAUGCUCACUUGAAUAUACCAGUGUUAUGAGGCUAUUUCGUGUGCAGCUUCCACUAUGCAUCUGCUGCAUAGUUUCCUGCACUCGGGCUGCAGGGUAAAGUGAGAAUAGUCACUAACGUCCUAUAUUGAGAAACAUCUGAUAUGUACAUCAGGAUCUCCUGACGUGAAUGUUUUAGUGUCCGCUGUUCAAACAUUUCUUUGAGGCAGAACUUCAGAAAUAAUCUCAAUGUUUGAGUUAAAUUUAAGUGGGUGGAGCCAUAGAGACAAAAAUUCCCAACCAAUGAUAGAUCUUUGUGCCAGAUAUUGAUAUUGGAGAGUUCUGAUCACAAUGUAUUGGACAGUAUUCUAAUUUUUACAUAAAUACAGUUAAGGAGCCUUUACUAACAGCUGAUGCCGUUGAUUAUCACUGUAUUUGAUAUGUUGUUUUACCUUGAAAAGUAGCAUCAAUAGAAUAACUGUUAGAAGUUUUUCAGUAGUUGUAGGUGAUGUUUUCUCUUCGGUGGUUCCAUCCCUGGUCCCCUCUUGGUCUUUAAAUAUUGCAAAUAUUUUUACACAUAGCAAAUCCAUAGCUGAUUCACAGAUGUCUUGAAAACAGUUCCAGUUAAUCAUAUGAAAUAUUGUAGGUAAAAUUCACUCAUGACUGUCUGUUCCUACCAGACUUCUCCAGGAACACAAGGUAAACUCAGAGCAACAGCUGCAUGAGUCAUCCUCUUAAUGAGUCUGACAAAAGUACAGCCUGGAGCUCCACAAAAGGAGAUUUGGUUAUGAAAGAACUGUGAUCAAGAUAUGUCCUGACACAUUUUACAGUUGAAAAAUAAAUUUGUCAGCGCUCUGCAAAGUAUUUAAUGAGAAUACUGUUUCUGCGUGACCUCAGACUUAUUACUUCCUGUUACUUAUCAGCUAAUAUCAACUAAUAAUAUUGCCCAUGGCCAUAAUGAUUACAUUUCUCUGUAAGCAACUCAACUCUAUACCAAACUAUGAAGUUUUAACCACAACUGGAUACUUAAUAUACGUGUUAAAGCCUCGCAAAUAAAUUGCCAGGCUGAUAAAUGGGAGCAAAAAAGCAAAAAGCCCUAACCCCUAACCCUUCAAUUAUGUAUUCAGAAGGAGUCAAAUGUCAAAACUAGUGAAAUAUUCAAAUUAUUAUGGCCUUUCAUUGGCCAAUUUAUCAGUCAGACUGUAAGAGCUCUACUAAGUAAUCUAGGUCAUCUAGCCUAGACUGAACAAACUUGCUUGUAGUGAUACAUGCUAAUUUAGCCUACAGGCUUCCCAAAAGCGUAAUAUACAAUUGUCAUGAAUGAAAGUUUUUUUUUAAUUGAUAUUUCAGUCAGUAUUUGACUUUUCUAGUUAGCUAGCGGAGCCUUUCUAUGCUAACGUAUCAGGAUAGUUUUGCCUCUGAGAAAUGUUUGUCUAACAACUUUCACAUGGAUUUGAGCUACAGUGUUAUUCAGAAAACAGUGUGCAUGUAAACACACUCUGCACAUCUUACAUUAGGAGGAGAGUAAAAUGUCCCAGUGCCAGUAUUAUGACUUUAGAAAAUGGAAUUAAGUUAGUGAUACAUAUAUGCCUGACGUAGUCCAAAUAUAGGUUGAAUACAAACAUGUUGAUGUGGUCAUGAAAGGUCAUCUAAACACUUCUUUUUUUAUCCCAAACAAAUAUUUUUAUUGGAUCAGAUAAAUUCAAUAAGUUGCAAGAAGUUUUGAAACACACAGCACAAAGAAAGUUUUUGAAAAUGCUUGCACCUAAAAUUUGCCACUUAGAUUGUCACUUUUGAAACGGUAAUUAAUCGCAAUUUAUUUCAUUCUCUAUAUAGAGGAUGGACAUAUUGACUGUUAGGGAUUGAACUGUGACUCUGUGGUAACAAUACAGUCUGUAUGUUUAGACAGUUAUACAUCUAAUUAUUCUGAUUUGACUCUACCCAGUAGUUGAUGAUGGCUGUUUGAUGUUCCAUAUAUGGUAUAUAUAUAUAUAUGGUUCAUAUUGGUAUAUGGAUGAUGGUGAAAUGGUGCUUAGUAAGGCGGUGUGCAACACAAGUAAUUUAUACAAAGUUUUGAAUGGCCCGAUUGUGUGUUUUGCUGCUCUAGUGUUGUCAUUCACCACCAUGAUUAUUGUGAGUUCAUGAAUGUGUUAAUCAAGGCAAUACAGCUUGCUGGCAAGCUCCCAUUAGGUUGCAUCCAUUGAAAAUGCUGAAUUAGAAACAAUAAAUUAGGCUACUAAUUCUAACUGAAUACAAACAUUUUUGGUUGAGAGUUUUACCCCUGUUGUAAGAUACAGAGAAGUUAAGGACAUAAAAAAUUAACUUUAGGUCUGUGUGGAGAGCAGAGAUCAAAUUUCGCAAAAACAAAAUCAUGUUGUGCAGUGCAUGUUAUUUUUAGCCAUGCUAGUGUCUAUUUGUCGGUCGGUCCACUGCUUUGGUCCAGACUGAAGUAUCUCAAUAACUGUUGGAUGGAUUACCAUGAAAUUUUGUAGGAACAUUCAUUGUGGCCAGAGGAUGAAGCAUAAUAACUUUGGUGAUCCUCUGACUUUUCAUCUAGUGCCACCAUCAGAUCAAGAAAAAAUAUUGAUUUGUCCAAUAUGAGCAUUGUAGUAGACCUCUAUUUGUAUUAACAUGGUAAAGUUGAAUCCUGCCAACCUGUCAUCAGCAUGUUAGCAUCAUCACUGUGAGCGUAAUCGCAUGCUAACAUUAGUAUUUAGCUAAAUACACUACUGUGUCCAAGUACAGAACAGAGCCACUAGCAUGGCUGUAAACUAGUUCUGUUAAAACUAUUUAAAAAAAAAAAAAAAAAAAUGUUUGUUUUAAUAUCUUGCAAACACAAAAUAACUUUAACAAAUCACAAAUAUAUAUGUGGAUAAAGCAAUUCUGCUUGUAAUUAAAUUUGAAAUCAAUGUUGCAUUACCACACUUACAAACUGUUAGCUAGAAUCAUUGUUUGUUGUCCCUUUACAUGUUGAGGUAUUUGCUCUCCAUGCUUGUUUUGCGUUGACAAAUCUGUCCUUACCCGCAGCAGACUUCACCCCAACUCUAAUGGCAAGUUUCCCUCAAAUUGUUUGAGCCCAAGUGUCUGAAUCGAUACCUGUGACCUACAGGAAGUAGUUUGUAUAAGAUGUGUCGGGGAAUUAUUUAGUCACAAACAGGAAUAUGAGAAAUUUGAACCAAAUGGAUAUAUCAUUCUUCUGUUGUGCUGCAUUCCUUUCGCCUGUCAUUAUGUAAUUAUGUUUGAACAGGACGAAGAGGAGCAACUCCAGACUCACAGUAUAAGGGUCAUGUUUUCAUGCAAUAUUGAAUCAGACAUAACAACAUUUUUUUCUUUUAAAAAAACCACCAAGUAUUUGUUUAGAACUUGCAGUAUGUUUACAUCAUCCUGUUAGAGAGAGAGCAUUUUUAAAGGAAUCAAAAUCAGCCAUAGGCGACUCACUUGAGUAUUUUUAUUAUUUUUAUUACAGUUUUAUCUCUAUGUCAAACCGACGCGAGCUGUAUAAUUGCUGAUUCAUCACCAAAUCAAGUCCUGGUCACUUUGGGUUUAAUAUCUAAACACAGUUAGUGAUCACUUUGCCUUGUUAUGAUGACUUUUUCUCGUUAGUUAAACAUGCUGCUUUUGCCUUUACAAAGCCUUCAAAUGUGUGUGUGCUAGCUGUAGCUGACUGUCACAGUUGUUGCCCAUCAUGUCUGCCCAUCGCUCAUACCUGCAUUAAAGACAAAAAACAAAAUAAGGGUUACCAGUGUUUAAAGAGUGUUCACCAGUGAUUACAGACAAACUGCCAUGACUGACGGAUUGUAGCACUACAGCAUUUACCUAUUGUUACAGAUUGUAGACAGAUUGAUGCCUUUCACCAUGACAUUUCUCAUUACUUCUUAUGUUUUAAUUAUUUAUUAAAUUCAGUUCUUUCCCCUGUUUUGCAUUCUGGGAACUGUCUUACAAAACCCAUUGCCCCACUGGUGGCCUCUGAGCAGCUCUGUAGGAGCAGGUGAUGGGGUUUAGUGCCUUGCUUCAGGGUUAAAGGUUCAUGAUUGUUGAGAGUAGCCUGUCCAAGUGUACAGACGUGUGUUCCACCACCAGCACCCUAUUAUCACAGCUUCCUUAUUCCCCUUGUGUUGAUGAGCCUCCUGGUCAGAAUUGCAUUAAGGGGUUUGGACCCCGUUAUACCUGCUGAAAAGUCUAGUUUCUUUUGACUUUGUUGAUGCAAUGACUGGCUUUUUGAUGCUCAGGGUGGAAAACUAGAAAACUCUGUCCUGUAACCACUGGUGACCAGUCUUUAAACACUUCACAGCCAGAGCCAAUAGGAUUAGUAGAACAGAUGCCUGUAGACUUGUGCUCAUGUAAUGUUUAAGAAUCUGGAAAAACUGGUGAAAAUGUUCAGUUACAGAAAAUAUGGUAUUUAAGACGAUUUUUUAAAACUAAUUUUUUGUUGGAAUUUUCCGUUUGCAUCGUUUUAUUAUGAUUCAACACGCAAACUCCAUGGCAUUUUAGCACUUUUUUAUAAUAUUAACCCAUGGCUUGACUUCUUCUCAUAGAUUGAUUAAAUCAGAAUUAGGUGUCAUGUGGUAUGCUAAAUGAGUGAUCAUGGACUGAGCGGUGCCAAACACUGUGAGCAGGACAAUCUGACAGUGUGUAAGCUGAGCGACCUUUGAGAGUGUCUCAGGUCUGAAACAGAUUUCCUUCUCUGCCUGGUUCUGUUCUACAGUUGAUGCCACCAUGUUUGUCUGAACCAAUACCUGUCUGUCAGCAUUAAUAAAUAAAUAUAUGUUGAACAAGACACAAGA